Molecule: messenger RNA, 675 nt
Organism: Sphaerodactylus townsendi
Lineage: Eukaryota; Metazoa; Chordata; Lepidosauria; Squamata; Sphaerodactylidae
Product: claudin-8-like
Biological process (GO): cell adhesion; bicellular tight junction assembly
Cellular component (GO): bicellular tight junction; plasma membrane
Molecular function (GO): structural molecule activity
Source: RefSeq, a predicted model, not a curated record
AUGGGCGAUGGAAAUGCUGACCCUGUCAUUCUCAGUAGCACAUUUCUGGAGCUCCAUUCUGGAGGCACUGGCGCAGUUGGAGCCUUCGCCAUUACUGGCAUGCCUCAAUGGCAAGUGACUGCAUUCAUUGAAAACAACAUUGUGCUGUUUGAAAUGAUCUGGGAAUGUCUCUGGAUGAACUGCAUAAGGCAGGCUGACAUCAGGAUGCAAUGCGAAGUCUAUGACUCCCUCUUGGCACUUCCCCUGAUCAUCAGGCUUCCAGGUUCAGCCUUGGCAUUCAUUGCAUUUGCAGUAACCAUUCUUGGCCUGAAGUGUACACAAUGUACAGGAAGUGAUGACCCAGUAAAGGGCUACAUUUUGCUAGCAGGUGGCAUAGUUUUCAUUGUUGCUGGUACUGUUGCGUUCAUCCCAGUGAGCUGGAUUGCCUGUAACAUUAUCCAAGACUUAUACAACCCGCUUAUCACAGUGGCUCAAAAGCAAGAGCUUGGGGAGGCACUUUACAUGGGCUGGACAUCUGCCUUUUGUCUCAUUGCUGGAAUUGCUAUUUGUUGUUUCUACCAUUGUAAUGAAAAAAGUGGAACAUAUUGGUGGUACUCAAUGCCUUUGCAACAGACAGCUUACAAUCAUCAUUUGCAAAGAUCUGACUGUGCAUAUUCCAAGGGUCAAUAUAUUUAG